UUUAACCCGUUAGUUUACUUACACAUCAUCUCUAUGUUACACGCCCUUCUUAUUUCAUUCGGCAAAAAAUUGUGAAGAUUACUGUCGCUCACACCCCUUUAUUUUGUCUGUGUGGCUCUUAGUGUUGUCAAUCAAAAAAAAAAAAACCCCGAGGUAUCAGGUUUCGGUUUGUGGGGAGAAACUAAUACUGGACUCCAAAGGCAAGCAGCAGUGUUUGGAACAUUUUGUUAGACAUGCUGAGAAAAGGGGAGGUGAAAUUUGAAAAACGCUGUGUUUACAUCACAGUGAGUGAAAUGAGAAGCUCAUUAAGGCCCGAGGUCCGAGGCCUGAUAAUAACGACAGCAUCGGCUUGAGUCACGACCAGUAGUAGUACUGUUAUCCUGUUGAGGUGGGGUGGCGGGGGGAGGUGUGAUGGAUCGGAACAAGCGGAAUUCAAUAUCGGGGUUCCCGUCUCGGCCAGAUCGGUUUGAGGAUCAUGAGGGAGGGGGCGGGGGGGAGGCGUGUGCCCCCCAGAUGGGCCGGUUCUGCUCCUCCUCCUAUCGAGCCCUCAUCAGCGCCUUCUCCCGCCUCACACGCCUCGACGACUUCAUUUGCGAGAGAAUCGGCACCGGCUUCUUCUCCGAAGUUUACAAGGUGCGACACCGGACCUCUGACCAGGUGAUGGCCCUAAAGAUGAACAAGAUGAGCAGCAACAGAGCUAACAUGUUGAGGGAGGUGCAGCUCAUGAACAGGCUCUCACACCCCAACAUCCUCAGGUUUAUGGGCGUUUGUGUGCACGAAGGCCAGCUCCAUGCACUAACCGAGUACAUCAAUGGUGGUAAUUUGGAACAGCUUCUUGAUAGCAACAAGCACCUGAGCUGGUCAGCUCGAGUCAAGCUGGCACAUGACAUUGCCAUGGGUCUGAGCUACCUGCACUUCAAGGGAAUCUUCCACAGAGACCUGACGUCCAAGAACUGUUUGAUAAAAUGUGAGGAAGACGUUUACACAGGGGUGGUGGGAGAUUUUGGCCUUGCUGAGAAAAUCCCUGAUUACAGCGUUGAAAGUGAGAAAUUGUCAGUGGUCGGCUCCCCGUUUUGGAUGGCGCCCGAGGUCCUCAGAGAUGAGCAAUACAAUGAGAAGGCGGAUGUCUUCUCCUAUGGUAUCAUACUCUGUGAGAUUAUAGCCAGGAUACAGGCUGAUCCAGAUUAUCUCCCACGCACAGAGAAUUUUGGUUUGGACUACCAUGCUUUUCAGCACAUGGUUGGAGACUGCCCACCUGACUUCCUCCAGCUGGCUUUUAACUGCUGUAAUAUGGACCCCAAGCUCCGUCCUUCCUUCCCAGAGAUGGUGAAGACACUGGAGGAGAUCCUGAACCGGCUGAGAGCCCAGGAGGCGGAGAGAGAGAGGCUGCACCUCAGUCUGGAGAGCAUCGACAAGAAGACAAUUCCCAAAGGUCCAGGUGAUAAGAUACAGGGAGUGAAACGCUCAAACCCGAUGGGACUUCAGGACGGCAAGAUCCCUCCCAAGUCUCCCAGGCCAAGGCGGAACAUCUUGCUUUCACGGAGCCAGUCGGAUGUUUUCGCUCGGAAGUCAAGCCACAAGAUCAAUGUUCAGGACCCCUACUAUCACCCAACACGAGGCGGGGCUGGUGGCCACAAAAUCAACCCCUUCAAUGCCCGGGAGGACCUCAAGGGUGGCAAGACCAAGUUUUUCGACAUGCCCAGCAAGUCUGUAAUCUCACUGGUGUUUGACCUGCACUCCCCCCAGAGCGGUGUGAUCACCUCCCAGCGACAGUUCAGACAGGGCUGUGUGGGUGCGGGGGGGGUUGAUUACUGGCAGGACCCUUCCCUGUUUCCAGGCAGGCGCUGUCGAUCGCUGCCUGUUUCUCCUGUGUUGUUACCCAAAGAGUGCUUCGGAAUCGGGGGCGGCGGGCUGGCCUCCACUGUCUGCAAGUGCGACCCUGUAUUGCUGGGCAACGAGGUGCGACAGAAGAUGCUAAGCAGUGGAGGCAAAUAUUCUGUGCUGGAGAUCCCACCGUUCCGUCCCAGGUCUAAGUCGGAGGAAUUUGAGGAAGAGGUAGAUGGGGCUGAGAGUGAGAAUGGUGAGAGUUGGUCUCCUCAUCACUACCAGGCUGCUUCUCAGUCUGCUGAUCGGGGUGAGGCUAUGGAUUGCUCCAACAGCCAGGGGGGACCAGAAGAACCGGGGGAGGAUGAUUGUGAGUUCUACCCUGCUGUAGACAGGUUAAGCCCCCCAGUGAGUUCUGGACGAGGUGAGAACGGCACUUCGGGUAGGAACUCUGUCUGUGAGGAUAUGGAGGCAGUGAACGAGGAGGAGAUGCAGAGGUAUAUGUCCAAUCUGGCCAUCCCAGAGCCCGGAGUGAUGGGGUUAGGGGCACAGACUCCAACCUUAGGCAGCGCCAAGGCUUCCUUCAGCCUCAGCAUCUCUGUGGAGCCUGACUCUGACGAGGAGUCUUUUCUCUCCUCUGAGGAAAGCUUUGGCCCCAUCGUACUAGCCCCCUGUGUGGUGUCUAGAUCUCCAGACAUCCAGUCCAAAUGUGACAUUUAAAAAUAAAGAAAUUGAAAAUAAAAACUAUUUUUUUUGUGCCCUAAGUGUUAAGGAAGCACAACAAAGUUUGUUUAUGAUGAUGACAGGCAGAGUAUUUUUUUAAUUGUUAUUGUUGUUGGUAUAAGUAAUAUUUAAUAUAUACACUAUAGCGGUUCCAGAGAAGUUGUUUUGUAGUUUGUACAUGAGGAGAUUGAUCCUCAAUGAGUGAGGGAUCCACUUUGGAAUCAUGGUCCAUUAUUUCACAUCCUGACCAUCAUAAUCAAGUUAGUAUACAUAAUAAGAGCAGUCGUGGCUAGGAGUGACCCAACUUUAACAUUAUGACAGCUAUCUGCAGUUAAAUCAAACCUGAAACCUCCAACUAUCCCUGAGAAUGUUUGAUAUUGCAUGUUCUUGUCAGUAAUAAUAACCCACGAUAAGUAUGUGGAAUGACACAAUAGUAGAUUUAUCUUUUUGAUCAAUAUUAAUAAUGCACACAGAUAUUAACACAAUAACCUGAUGUGCAUGCACACACAAAUGCACAUUCUUUGAAACCUAGCUAAUAGCAAAAUUAUCUUAUUUUAUUAAACAUGUAAAAAAACUAAGAACAAAAAUAUCAUUGAGUGCAAAAUAUGUUUUAAAAAAAAAUGGCUGUGUUAUUUAUAUCUUAAAACAAUCACCAAUUAUUGUUUUGGUCAUGGGUAUACGUAAAGUAUGUGUAUACAGUGUCUAAUAUAAAUAAAACAAGUGCAGAGGGUGACAAUGUAAUUUGGAACCCACAGAAGUAUAAAUGCGUUCUAGCGUCUGAACAUCUAUGUUUCAAACAGUGAAUGAGAAAUUUGCCUCCUUGAGAUUCUGUGAUCUAAAGUUCUGCACACAAAUGAGUUUACACUCCAUAUAUCAACAGAGACCUCAAGUUCAUUGUAGUGCAGCUGUUAAAGAAUGGGCUUGCAGAUAUGUUGAAGUCACUUAGAAGACAAGCUGAGCAGCACUGUGUACUGUAUAUUUAUCAGCAUUGUCAGUAUUAUUAUGCUACUCUACCAAGGUCACAAAUAGUGAUUGUAAAAGUUUUAGGGAAGGUGGGGUUGGGGAAUAUAUAUUUUUAAUCCUGAUAUAUAUCAUAUAUAAUUUUUUAAUUGCCUUGUUUGGUAAACACCAAUAUAAAUGUUAAAAUAUUGCAGCCAGAAAGUGCUGUCUGGCGUUUUCUUUAUAAAAAGUGAUAUUGCAAUAAACAGUUUUACUGAACAGCUACUACCCCAAGACUGGAAGGUUUCUCGUUUGUCGACAAACUCUUCCAGUUGUAACGGCGAGGGUGUUUGACAUUCAUAGGAUGUGUUUGUUUGUUUUUUUUAAAGGGGUGUCCUUUCCUGGUUAGGAUUUACAAAAGUUGACAUUUCACAGGACUCCUCCCAGCUCCAUGGCAUUUGGGAGGGAUGCAGCUGCAGGCUCUUCCAUCACACCUUAGAGACAGUUAGUUACCCCGACAUGUCACUGUCAUGACCCAGGUGAAAUUCUGGGAAAUACAGCCAACAAGUGAGAUCCCCGAAAGAUUAUUCUUAUGUAAGGCAAGUAAACAAGCUCUUCACAUCCCCACAAUGCUAAAUAUUUAGUGCAGGGGGUGUACAAUUCUGAUACUAUUGGGUCAUUCCCUCUAGGCUAAUAAUUUAGGACCUCUGUAGAGAUUUAAUUGGUUCAAAUAAACUAGACAUAGUUAGAACACCAUGACUGGGGGGGGGGAGAAUAUGAAUAGCCUGGUCUUGUUUGAAUUUGUUAAAUGAUGCUGUUCUAGUGUCACUACAUUUCUAUGCAAUAAAAAAUAACUUCAGUUUUUUUUAAUCUAUUUUGAUAUUUAUGAAGGAUUUUUGCUGUAUGUCUUAAUAUUUUGAUUCUGUAAAUAAAUGCUUGGAGUUUAAAAUACUUAUUUUGCUAACUUGUAAAAUAUUUGAGUUCUUUGCUGUUAAUAAAUACCCCUUUCUGAUUUUCCACUA
Messenger RNA from Acipenser ruthenus (sterlet), 4508 nucleotides. RefSeq names its product dual specificity testis-specific protein kinase 2-like. The transcript is spliced from 12 exons. Gene Ontology annotation, cellular component: nucleus; cytoplasm. Gene Ontology annotation, molecular function: ATP binding; protein serine/threonine kinase activity. Gene Ontology annotation, biological process: protein phosphorylation; actin cytoskeleton organization. The coding region runs from base 412 to 2544 and encodes 710 amino acids. The record is from RefSeq and is a predicted model, not a curated record. Lineage: Eukaryota; Metazoa; Chordata; Actinopteri; Acipenseriformes; Acipenseridae.